UUCGUCAGUGAAUUGUGUGAAAAUAGCAAUAAUUUCCCCCGAAAAUGGAUUACAGUGCAUUUGAGUCGUUUGACGUGAGGAUCAGUGAAUUCUUUCGCGAUCGCGAGGUGUUUUUAACCGGCGGCACGGGAACAGUUGGCAAGGCGCUCAUUGAGAAACUUUUCUACUCGUGUCCGCACGUGGGGAAGAUUUUCAUGCUGAUUCGGCCAAAGAAGGGCAUCAGCAUUCACGAGCGCUUGGCAAAGUUCACAUCUGACCCAAUCUUCAAGCGUAUUCGUGAAAAGGAUGAGAAUUUACUGAAGAAACUCGUGGCAAUUAAUGGCGAUUGCAAGGAAUUGAACUUAGGACUGAGUGAUGAUGACAAGGAAUUGAUGGGAAAUGUUUCAGUGGUGUUUCACGCUGCGGCCAGCAUUCGAUUUGAUGAUCCUCUGCAAGAUGCAAUCUUGUUGAAUACCAGAGGAACGCGAGAAGUGUUAGAGUUUGCAAAAAACCUGAAGAAAUUGUGUGUGUUUGUGCACAUUUCGACAACUUACUGCAUUCGUCCUGACCUGUUCGAUGUUGAGGAGAAGCUUUAUCCGAUGAAAGCUGACUGGAAGGAGUCAAUAAGGAUUGCUGAAAAUGUGGAUAAGGAAGAAAUGGAAAUCGUGGCACCGUUUUACAUGGAUUUCUUCCCUAAUUCUUACACCUUUACGAAGGGAUUAGCUGAGCAACUCAUCGAAUCGUACAAGGAUAAGCUUCCUGUCGUCAUAUUUCGGCCGUCUAUUGUGACACCGUCUUUGAGAGAACCUUUUCCUGGAUGGCAUGAUUUUAUCAACGGUCCCAUCGCCUAUACUCUUCCGGGCAGUCUCGGAAUUACGCAUGUUGCCAUCGGCAGAAAGUCAACAUUGUGCGACUACACUCCGCUGGACAUCGUUGUAAGAUCCUUGAUAGUCACUUCGUACGUUCACGGCAUGAAGUACGAAAGACACAAGCGAUUGCCGAAAGUGGAGGUCUACAACUGCGCCGCGGGAUUGGAAAUGGCCAUGAGCAUCCGGGAUUUGAUGAAGUACGCAAUGGGCGUUCUGGCUGUCUGGCCAGUUGACCAGGCAAUCUGGGUAUCUCGAGCGAUUCUCACAGAUUCGAUAAUUCUGUUCAAAGUUCUGACUAUCCUCAUGCAUUUUCUGCCCGUUUUGAUGCUUGAUUUCCUUGCAAUGAUCCUGAGAAGGAAGAGAAGACUUCUUCCAGUUAUGCGCACAAUUGCCUACGCGACGUGCAAAUUGCAGUUCUAUCUCUGCAACACGUGGAAUUUCAACAAUUCAAAAUGCUUCUCAUUGGCCAAAUAUGUUACAAAGGAAGAUCAGGAGGAGUUUCUAUUCGACUACUAUCCUGAAUAUCCACCGGAACGAUAUCUCUUCCUGUGCGCGAUAGGAAAUAGGCGAUAUUUGCUCAAGCAAAGCGACGACAAUCUUCCCUAUGCCAGAAGAAGAUUUCGCCUGAUUCAAAUUGGAGACUAUAUUUUCUUGGCACUGUUUUAUGCGUCGCUCUACAAAUUUUUCAUCCACGAAUAUGUCUCUGAAUUUUAUGGUAAUUUGUGUAAUUUGUACAAAUGAGGUUAAUAAAGUUAUUAAAGU
This is a messenger RNA of Phlebotomus argentipes, 1610 nucleotides long. Its product is annotated as putative fatty acyl-CoA reductase CG5065. Gene Ontology annotation, biological process: long-chain fatty-acyl-CoA metabolic process. Lineage: Eukaryota; Metazoa; Arthropoda; Insecta; Diptera; Psychodidae. Gene Ontology annotation, molecular function: alcohol-forming very long-chain fatty acyl-CoA reductase (NADP+) activity. The coding region runs from base 45 to 1589 and encodes 514 amino acids. The record is from RefSeq and is a predicted model, not a curated record. Gene Ontology annotation, cellular component: peroxisome. The transcript has 2 exons.